This is a messenger RNA of Diaporthe amygdali, 690 nucleotides long. RefSeq lists its product as uncharacterized. The transcript has 3 exons. Lineage: Eukaryota; Fungi; Ascomycota; Sordariomycetes; Diaporthales; Diaporthaceae. Bases 1 to 690 code for a protein of 229 amino acids. The record is from RefSeq and is a predicted model, not a curated record.
AUGGACAGCUCAUCAACACCGCUCACUGCCGAUCCACGGGUACUAUUUCUCAAGUCCUUUGCCCGUGAUUACAAGGCACUCAACACCGCUUUGUCCGGCGUCUUGACUGGCCUGCGCGCGCUAAACGAACAACCAACACCCAGUAUGGAACUUGAACAGCGCGUUCAAACAAUGGUAACUGAGACUCGCCGUCAUGCGACGACUGUUAAGGAGCUGAUGAAUGGGCUCGACCGGGGUUUGGCAGUCGCGAAGGACGCAGAAUCCCGGAGGAAGCGAGGGGCAGUCGACACUUUGAAUGCUACACGCGAGAUCAAGCGGUCGCGAACCAGAUCUCGGUCAGAAGGCGACAUAACGUACGGUAGUGCAGCACAAGUCCGUUCACAGACCAAACGGCCCGCUUCAGAUUAUCAACGCGGUGGAAUUGGCUCUCAGCAGGAGAUAACGCAGUUCUGCUCAGAGGAGCCCUUGCCUUUCGCCUCAACAGAAGCCCCACAGAGCUUAGGGUCUCGGCCAAACAUUCCGGUGGAUACAGCAUUUGAGGAGACUUCGGAUGGUAUCCGCAUUUAUGGACCGAUCUCAAGCAUCAAUCAGAUCGCAAAGGUGGCGGUCGAUCCACCGUCGGAGCUUUUUGCUACUCGGCGUUCAAGCGUCGACCAGGAGGAACAGUGUGGCCGGUCAGCUGGGGAAUGA